UCGCGGGGCCGUUUUUGGUGGGUCGCGAGCCUUUUUCUAAAAAGAGAGAAAAAUAAAGAUAAUCCAAUUUAGUGGCGAGUCAUUGUAGUUCCCCUCCGCACCCGCAGGGGGUCGUCGUGUCAGCAGCGACCGGUGAGGACACUCGUAUUACUGUAGAAGAAACUGCAUGUUUUCAUAGCAACAGCAGCAUGGCUAAACGAGCAACAACAGCUGGACGCGGCGGGGAAAAAGACAAUGACGAAAACAAUAAGCACUCAUCUGAAUAAACUUUUCGAGCGGUUUAGCGACUACUUUCCCGAUAAACAACCCGAGGACGACUGGGUGCGCGACCCGUUUGGAAUAAACAUGGAAAGCAUCACGUUGCCUAGCAGCGAUGAAUGUCAGCUGGUGGAGCUAUCAUGUGACCGCACUCUCAGAAAGAAAUUCACAGAGGUUUCCCCACUUGCUGCCACAUCAUGGACCCCAGGAACAAGACAAGCUGGGGAGGAGUUUAUCAACUAUCAAGUCAUGCAGGUGUCUCUUCAAAGCCAAGAAGACCUUGACAUAGAGCACUUCUGGGCAGAAUUGGCAAACAGGAAACACAAGGGUGUACCCCACUCAAAUGCCAACGCCCAACGAGUGUUUUCACUGGUUGGACUAAACAAGACUCAGACCAGGAACAGCCUGGCUCUAGAGGGAACACUCUCCUCUAUUCUGACUAUUAAAAUGGCUACUUUGGAGCUGUGCCAUGAAUGCGAAACCACCCCAGAGAUCAUCAAGGCUUCAAAAAAGGCCACCAGGGAGGACAACAUGGCUCACAAGAAUUCCCUGUUCUAUUCCUCUUCCUGUUUACAGUUGUGCCAUUUAUUCUGAGUUUACAGUCUUUAUUAUUUAUUUUUGGGCCUAGUUAAUAAGUUAUUCACAAUGCUCCUGUGAGGUCCAGUCAGACCUGGUUUAGUCCUGGGCUUAGUCCAUGUCACCCUGUUCCUGUGAGGUCCAGUCAGACCUGGUUUAGUCCUGGGUUUAGUCCAUGUCACCCUGCUCCUGUGGGACAGACUUUAGUGUCUGAUUGUAAUUCUGUUCAGUGAAUGGAUAAUUUAAGUUAUGAAGAUAUGUUUUGUUUUUGCUUAAGCACUUUUUUAUUGUUUAGCUGGCUGAUGUGGUCAACUUGAAGCUGUUGAGUGUGUGCAUUAAAAUCCUCCAAGACAAAUGUUACAAAGUGGUUGCUGGAGUUAUUUCAAUUAUGCAGAUAUUUAUGGAAAAUACUGAAAUGUGUUGUGCACAUCCAGCAACAGAACUUUCAUCCAUAUUUUACAUGAAGAACCAUUUUCAAUACUGCCUGCCCUUGCUCU
Messenger RNA from Amphiprion ocellaris (clown anemonefish), 1331 nucleotides. RefSeq lists its product as uncharacterized. The record is from RefSeq and is a predicted model, not a curated record. Lineage: Eukaryota; Metazoa; Chordata; Actinopteri; Pomacentridae. Bases 235 to 852 code for a protein of 205 amino acids. The transcript has 3 exons.